AUAUUUUCAAUUUUGAGGGAUAUCUCUAGCUUUGCCAGUACCAUCACUGACAGAGAGAACAAGCAAAGCAAAGGCAAAAGAAAAAAUCGAUAUCGCUUUAGAUCACUACAUUUCCUUUGCUUGCAAGCGCACUCAAUCAUGGAAUGGUAGAUUUGGGAUUUUUAAGUUACACAUUGUUCAGGGAAAAAUAAAAUUGCAGGAACUGGGGUUUGGAUUUCUCUGGUUAUCAUUUAUCCAGUCAUGGGCAAAUCACCAGGGAGAUGGAUCAAGACCGUACUUUUUGGAAAGAAGUCUUACAAAUCUCAUACAGCAAAAGGGAGGGAGAGAACUGCAAACGAGAGAGAAGUAUUGGUUUCUGCAAAGGCAUCAGAAGCUGAUUCGAUUUCUGUUCCUCCUGUAAUAUCACAUCCAACCCCCGUUAUCACUGUUCACUCGGAAAGGCAGUUAGAACUUGAGAGCCAAGAGACUGCAGACUCACCACAUAAUGGGGGCAUAUUGUUGCCAGGAAAUCAAGAGGUAGAUUUACAAGGGUCUACAAACCAAGCCACUUUAUCUGAUGCUGAGAAAAUAAGGCAAGAGAAAGCUGCAACAUUGGUACAAGCUGCAUUUAGAGGUUUCUUGGCUCGUCGGGCAUUUUGGGCCCUUAAAGGCAUAAUAAGGCUCCAGGCGCUUAUCCGUGGGCACUUGGUCAGGAGACAAGCUGUUGCCACUUUGUGCUGUGUGCUGGGAAUUGUCAAGAUGCAGGCACUUGCUCGAGGAAUAAAAGUUAGGAAUUCAGAUAGAGGGCGGCAUGUUCUUAAAAAAUGCGGCAUGGUGAAGCCUUUGGGCAAGCUUGAGGAUCCUAAUGGAGCUAAUGUUUCUAUCCAAAAAGCAAGGCUAUCAGCAAAUGCUUUUGUUCACAAGCUUGUGGCUUCAUUAUCUACUGUGAUGCCUUUAAACCUUUAUUAUGACUCUGCGGAACCAAAUUCAGUUUCAAACUGGUUAGAACGUUGGUCAGCAUCUCGCUUUUGGAAACCAAUUCCCCAACCGAAGAAAAUUUCUUGCCCAAAAACUCAGAGAAAGCAGGUUAAUGGUCAUAUGCCAGAAGCUGAAACUGGUAGACCAAAGUUUAGUGUUCGGAGGGUCCCUGCUGCAAAUUUCGACAAUACUUCAGUGCAAGCACCCUCUGAAUCUGAGAAACCGAAGCGCAAUCGUAGGAAAGCUUCAAGCCAUGCAACUGAUACAUCGCAGGAAAAUCCACAAAAUGAGCUUGAAAAGGUAAAACGGAAUUUGAGAAAGGUUCAUAAUCCAAUAAUUGACUGCUCUGUUCAGUCAGAGGUAGAUAUUGAGAAGCCAAAACAAGGUUUGGAAAUUGUAUCAGGCACUUCUGGUGAUAAUCUUUUGGGACAGAAUAUGAAUAAUUCAGGGGAGAAGAUGAAGAAAGAAGCAACUUUGGCAACACACAAACUACCUGAUAUGGUGAAGAAUGAACAAACCUUGAUAGCACCCAAAUUACCUGAUGCAGAAACAACUCCAGAACCACUAGGAUUAAAGGAAGCUUCAGAAUUACAUGGUGAUCAAACUGUUGUUGAAUCAAUGCCUUCAGUAGAGAAUGGUGGUAAAGAUGAAAAUAAUUCUGGUACAAAUGGGGAGUUAAGCCAUAAGGAAGAUCCAACAAUCAAUGAAAAUCAUAAAUUCAGUAGGAAAGCCUCUAGUCUAGUAAAGCAAGAAUGUGCAGAGAAUGGAUUACAGAGUGGUCCAGCACUCCCAAGCUAUAUGGCAGCUACUGAAUCUGCCAAGGCAAAGCUGAGAGCACAAGGUUCCCCAAGGUUUAGCCAAGAUGGAGCUGAGAAAAAUAUUCUCGCUCGGCGUCAUUCUCUUCCAUCUUCAGCAAAUAGCAAAAUCAGCUCACAAUCACCAAGGACACGGACUGUUCAUUCUGGGGGCAAAGGGGGGAGUAAAAGUGACAGAUCUCUGUUGUCAUCAAGAGAAGGAAAUGCAAAGGCAACCCAGGCUGAGUGGAGGAGGUGAUUUUUCGCUGCCUUGGGUUUCAAGGGGUUAGCAUGAGUAGCUGAGUUCUGAUUUCAUCUGCAGUUGUUGUUUUUGUGUCUGUGAUGUAAGAUUAUGUUGUGAAACUAAAAGCUUGGUCUGUAGUUGAAAGUUUGUUGUCCCCAUGGUCUUGUUUUAGAUUUUCUUGCGGUGGUUGUGUGAGUGAAUGUACAUCAUAGGUUUUGAAUUAUUCGUUCUGCUACAAAUUAUAGAUUUAUUCUAAACUGUGGUUGGACAUGAUCUUUAGCUGUUAAUAAUGUAAUCUUCUUUGCUUC
Molecule: messenger RNA, 2303 nt
Organism: Hevea brasiliensis (rubber tree)
Lineage: Eukaryota; Viridiplantae; Streptophyta; Magnoliopsida; Malpighiales; Euphorbiaceae
Product: protein IQ-DOMAIN 31
Exons: 8
Coding region: 241-2010 (589 amino acids)
Molecular function (GO): protein binding
Source: RefSeq, a predicted model, not a curated record